Molecule: messenger RNA, 381 nt
Organism: Chionomys nivalis (European snow vole)
Lineage: Eukaryota; Metazoa; Chordata; Mammalia; Rodentia; Cricetidae
Product: ADP-ribosylation factor-related protein 1-like
Exons: 1
Coding region: 1-381 (126 amino acids)
Biological process (GO): intracellular protein transport; Golgi to plasma membrane protein transport; protein localization to organelle
Cellular component (GO): Golgi apparatus
Molecular function (GO): GTPase activity; GTP binding
Source: RefSeq, a predicted model, not a curated record
AUGGAACAAUCAAAAACAUGGUUUAACAAUAACUACAAGGGGAUGCGUCUAUCCAAAAUCACCACUACUGUGAGUCUAAACAUUGGCAGUGUGGACAUGGGGAAGGCUCGUCUCAUGUUCUGGAACUUAAAUGGACAAGAAGAGCUACAGUCUUUGUGGAACAAGUACUGUGCAGAGUGCCGUGGCAUCAUCUGUGUCAUUGACUCCACUGAUGAGGAGAGACUGUCAGAAUCCAAAGAGGCAUUUGAGAAGGUGGUUUUGAGUGAUGCACCGGAUGGUAUCCCCAUCCUGGUGUUGGCCAACAAGCAGAAUGUGGAAACUGGCCUCACCAUUCGUGACAUCAAGACUACAUUCAGUGACUGUACCUGCAAGACUGACUAA